Aspergillus aculeatus ATCC 16872 is the source of this 598-nucleotide messenger RNA. RefSeq lists its product as uncharacterized. Lineage: Eukaryota; Fungi; Ascomycota; Eurotiomycetes; Eurotiales; Aspergillaceae. Bases 47 to 463 code for a protein of 138 amino acids. The record is from RefSeq and is a predicted model, not a curated record. The transcript is spliced from 2 exons.
AACGAAGUCAAAGACAGUCUCAGCUGGGACAAAUUCUCUCUCGCAUAUGCAAUCUACGCAGAUCUCGCACGUCAACCAUAACACCUCACCCAUGCGUUUCUCUAAUGUUCUCGCUCUCCUCUCCCUGGCGGUCCUGCCUGCCUUCGCCAGUCCAGUCGACCACAACCAGGAAUCCUCAGUCAGCAGGCGCUGCUGCAUCCUCUGCGACAACCCCUACGCCCGCUGCGGUGCGAACGACAAGCGCGAGGCGGUCGAGACGGAGGAGGAGGCGCUCUUCGGCCCCGUCGCCAAACGCUGCUGCAUCAACUGCGACGUCAACCGCUGCAAGCGCGACGAGGAGCCCGUGGCCUGGCCAGCGAAGCGCUGCUGCAUUCUGUGCGAUAACCCGUACGCGAGCUGUUUGACGAACGAUAAGCGGGAGGCGGUGGAGACUUUGGAGGAGGCUGUUGGGGGGGAGUAUUAGGGGUGUCCACAAGUUGGUGUAUUCUUUGUGACGAGAGACGUGGUGGCAUGAUUUACAGACUCCAAAUCGAUAUAUGCCGGGUGGUUGCGGAAUAAUUGAUGUCGGCAUGUCAGAUUCUAGGUUAGGGUAGUCGAA